Saccharomyces cerevisiae S288C is the source of this 1233-nucleotide messenger RNA. RefSeq names its product Btn2p (gene BTN2). Bases 1 to 1233 code for a protein of 410 amino acids. The record is from RefSeq and is marked reviewed. The transcript has a single exon. Gene Ontology annotation, cellular component: late endosome; cytoplasm. NCBI's taxonomy places the organism in Eukaryota, Fungi, Ascomycota, Saccharomycetes, Saccharomycetales, Saccharomycetaceae.
AUGUUUUCCAUAUUCAAUUCACCAUGUGUUUUUGAACAGCUGCCAUCUUUUAGUCAGCCCCUACAUUCGCGUUAUUUUGAUUGCAGUUCUCCAGUGAGCUAUUAUCCAGAAUGUAAAAGGAGGAAAGCAAUAAAAGCUAACCUAAGAGCUCCAAAAAAAAGCGAUGCAAAUUGUUCAGAACCUUUGAGGUAUGCACUUGCUGAAACACCAAAUGGUUAUACAUUAAGCUUGUCUAAGCGGAUUCCAUAUGAACUUUUUUCAAAGUACGUUAAUGAGAAAUUAGGUGAGCUAAAGGAGAACCAUUACAGACCAACUUACCAUGUUGUCCAAGAUUUUUUUGGAAACCAGUAUUAUGUUGAAGAUGAAGCGGAUGAAGAUGCUCUAUUGAGAUCUGCAUUGAAAGAUCUGGAUUUUAGAGCCAUAGGAAAGAAAAUUGCUAAGGAUCUUUUCCAAGACUACGAAAUAGAAUUGAAUCAUAGAGGUGAUGAAUUGAGCAUAUUGAGUAAGAAGGAUAAAAUCUUUAAGGAAUUCUCUCUAGACCAAGUGUUUGAAGAUGUUUUUGUUAUUGGCUGUGGAGUUGAAAACAUAGAUGAUGGCUCGAGAGAAAAAUAUGCACUUUUAAAGAUUGGUUUAGUUAAGCAUGAGGAAGAAAUUUCCGAAGGUGGCAUCAACGAACCAAAGAUGCCAAUAAUUGAAUCCAAAAUAGACGAGUCUCACGAUGAUGUUAACAUGUCUGAAUCUUUGAAGGAGGAAGAAGCGGAGAAAGCGAAAGAACCACUAACCAAAGAAGACCAAAUAAAAAAAUGGAUAGAGGAAGAAAGAUUGAUGCAGGAGGAAAGCAGAAAAUCAGAACAGGAAAAAGCUGCCAAGGAAGAUGAAGAAAGGCAAAAGAAAGAGAAGGAAGCCAGAUUGAAGGCAAGGAAAGAAUCUUUGAUAAAUAAGCAAAAAACCAAGAGGUCCCAGCAAAAAAAAUUGCAAAAUUCCAAAUCAUUGCCUAUCUCUGAGAUUGAGGCCAGCAAUAAAAAUAAUAAUAGCAAUUCUGGUUCAGCAGAAAGUGAUAAUGAAAGUAUAAACAGUGAUUCUGAUACGACUUUGGAUUUCUCUGUGUCUGGUAAUACACUAAAAAAACACGCUUCACCCCUAUUAGAAGACGUUGAGGAUGAGGAAGUUGACAGAUACAACGAGUCCCUAAGCAGAUCUCCCAAGGGAAACUCUAUUAUUGAGGAGAUAUAA